ACCCACCACAAAGAACCCUUUCUUCUUCUCUUCCAAUAUCGUUCGUUUCCACAGAGAGAGAGAAAGAAAAGAUGCUUCUCAAAGCUGCUGCUGCUUCAACUUUCUCACUCUUGAACAUUCAUGGAGAGAAGACUCCUCUCUUCUCUUCGGUUUCUUCUGUAAAACCCGGAAACCUCUCGUUCGCUCUCCGUGCUAGUACCAAGGGUUCAUCAACCACCGCAAGCACGUUGAGCGGCGUUGUGUUUGAGCCGUUCGAAGAGGUGAAGAAAGAGCUAGAUCUUGUUCCUUCUGGUCAACAGUUUUCUCUUGCUCGUCAAUUGUACUCCCCUGAGUGCGAAGCCGCUGUUAACGAACAGAUCAAUGUGGAGUAUAACGCAUCCUACGUUUACCACGCUCUCUAUGCGUAUUUUGAUCGUGAUAACGUUGCCCUCAAGGGUUUCGCCAAAUUUUUCAAGGAUUCAAGUGUUGAAGAGCGAGAGCACGCUGAGCUGUUGAUGGAGUAUCAGAACAAGCGUGGUGGAAGGGUGAAGUUACAACCCAUGGUGCUCCCUCAGUCUGAGUUUGAUCACCCUGAGAAAGGAGAUGCUCUCUAUGCUAUGGAGCUUACUCUCUCAUUGGAGAAGCUAGUCAAUGAAAAGCUCCUAAACCUGCACAGUGUGGCUUCCAAGAACGAUGAUGUCCAGUUGGCAGAUUUUAUUGAGAGUACGUACCUAAACGAACAGGUGGAAGCUAUUAAGAAAAUCUCAGAAUAUGUUUCUCAACUUAGGAGACUCGGCAAAGGACAUGGAACAUGGCAUUUCGAUCAGGAGCUUCUUCGUGCUGCUUGAUCGAUUUUUUUAGCUGUAACCUCGCAGUUCGGUUUAACUUUCGAGUUAUUUUGAGUAUGCUGCUGAGAUGUAACUUUGUGAGGGUAGACUUGAUUUAAUAUCUGUUCCUUUGUGAGAGAAAACAAGCUAUUAUGUUUCUUGGGUUAACCUUCUUUUUAUUUUCCAAUAUUAUGUUCCUAAUAUAUCAGUUUCCUUUAGAACGUUUCACAUCAACCAUUGUUUUAUGAUAUACACUUUUAUUA
Molecule: messenger RNA, 1069 nt
Organism: Camelina sativa (false flax)
Lineage: Eukaryota; Viridiplantae; Streptophyta; Magnoliopsida; Brassicales; Brassicaceae
Product: ferritin-3, chloroplastic
Biological process (GO): intracellular iron ion homeostasis; iron ion transport
Cellular component (GO): cytoplasm
Molecular function (GO): ferrous iron binding; ferric iron binding
Source: RefSeq, a predicted model, not a curated record